Molecule: messenger RNA, 2525 nt
Organism: Alosa sapidissima (American shad)
Lineage: Eukaryota; Metazoa; Chordata; Actinopteri; Clupeiformes; Clupeidae
Product: CMRF35-like molecule 8
Exons: 7
Coding region: 80-1345 (421 amino acids)
Source: RefSeq, a predicted model, not a curated record
AGCACAGCCACAGCAGGGGUACAUAAUUGGUUUUGACUAUGUUCAAGGCACAGAGGAGUGUGCUCUCCUCCUCACCAUCAUGAGGAAUUGUAUCUCCCUCCUCUUCCUCUACCUCUACCUGAGCUCAGGUGGUCUCCUCACAUUCACAUUUGAAGUGACAGGCUGCACUGGCGGCACUGUUGUUAUCAAGUGUGGAUAUGACUACGAUGAGUGUCAACAGAACGAUAAGUAUUUCUGCAAGGACACAAAAACACGUUUUAAAAAAUGCGAUGAUCUAAUUAGAACUGAUGGUCUUAAAUAUCAGUGGGUGAAUGAUGGGAGGUUCUCUCUGUAUGACAACACCACUGGAGGAUUCUUCAUGGUGAGAUUCAGACACCUGACCCUACAGGACACUGGGGUAUAUCAAUGUGCUGUGGAUAUAGAGUUGUUUCCCGACAGAUAUACAGAAGUGGAUUUGCAGAUAAUGGAGGAUACAUGCUGUAAGGCCCUUAAACUGUCUGCCUAUGAGGGAGAAAUAGUGAAUAUCAGCUGCAAGUUCCCACAAGAGUUCAAAAGCAAACCCAAAUAUUUCUGUAAGGAGGAUGGAGAUCUGGGAUGUAAGUACAGACUAUCAACUCCAGAGGACCAAACCUGGGUUGGUGAUGAGAAGCUCUCUCUCCAUGACAACAGAGAUGGAGUCCUGACUGUGUCCAUCUCCAGCUUCAGCGCCAGUGAUGCUGGGUCAUACUGGUGUGGAGUGGACAUGGGGGAUUAUGAGGCCUUGAUCACAAAUGUACAGCUGACUAUAAGAGAUGCAAGUCAAACGACCUCAUCGAUGAUACAUCUAUCAUCAGCAUCUCCAAAAACAUCACUAUCGUCAUCAUCUUCUUCUUCAUCAUCAUCACCAUCAACAACAACAAUAGCACUAAAUAUGGGCUCUGGUCUGCUCAUCCCAUUAUCUGUGAGUGGAGCAGUUCUUAUCACCAUUACCAUCAUCAUCAUCAUCUGUAGAUGUAAGAGGUACAACACACAGGUGUCCAAGAUGUCUACCAUGAUGAUGGCAACUGAAGAGAACAAUACACAGGUUGGCAACGAAGAAGCAUCCUAUGAUGAAGUUAAAGACGUUAGACUGCAUGCUAAUUCGGGGACCGCUGAAUCUACACUUAGCACGGUUUACGCCACCGCACAACUACCCACAAUCCCCUCUGAUUCCCCUACGUACGCCUCUGUACAGGGUGCAGAUAUAUCUGCAGACACUCCAACUUAUGCUAGGUGUGUGUUUAAUGACAGCACACACAGGUCCUCUGCCAUAAGUACAGGUAGAGAUGACAACUCAUGUAACUAUGCAUCUGUGAAACGUCAAUGAAUCUGUGAAUCCACUGCAUUUGUGCAAUGUGAAUGUUGUCCAGUGACUGUACAAAUCAUAAACAAGAUCUAGGCCUACUCAGUGGAAAACAACUCUACUAAAACGGUAAUUUAAACACAUUGAUUUUGACCAGAUUGACUACUUUUUUAACAAUUUUUUCUUCACAUUUUGAUUGACAUGUUGAAAAGAAGACCUAUAGCCAAAAGAGUCUGUCUGUAUGUUAUUAAAAGCUCCACCUCCAUCUAGUGUCACACUUGUAUCAUUGCAUGUUGUAAUGUCACAGUUCACAGUUGAGGCUAUUUUAUAAUUCACAUAUUUCUGAAGAAAAAAAACCAUUCCGUUUACUUUGAUUUAUUGAUUACGGGUAUUAUAACCACAUCUUUCAGAUGAAUACAGUACUUUACAGUAGGUCAGUGCAUCUUGUCACGCAGAGGGAAUAAAGAUUGUUUGUUCAUGCAUUGGUAAAUAUACUGUAAGCAAACAGUAUGCACAUUGAUUAUCAGUGUAUCUAGCUUAUCAGGCUCUGAUAAGAGCCAAAAAGAGUUUGAUAAGAGAGUCCAUGUCAGAGACAAACUCUGUAUGUGCAAGUGGACAGGCUGGACGGAUGUGAUGACCAAGGUGUUUCUCUUCUCUUUUCAUUCCUUAUACUCUCCUCGUAUCACACUCGUCCUUACAUUUAACUUUCCUCUGUCUUUCUCAGUACGUCACAUCACAUUUAUUCAGUUACCAGACGCUUUUAUUCAAAGUGAAUUACAUGUCUAUUAUAUUACAAAGGCCUUUGUCAUCAUGAGCAACUCUGGGUCAAGUGCCUUGUUCAAGGGCACAACGGUGGAGGCCGGGUAUUGAACCUUUUCAACCUGCAACUCUUCAGGCUACUGCAUGCUAGCUCCUUAGCCACUAUGCUACCACUGCCCAGCACUUCCUGCAUCUCAUCUGUGCCUGGCUGGCCAACUGUCUCUUUUAUGUGCCUGUAAAAUUAGACUUUGAUUUCUACAGGUUUAGUUUGCUGAGGAUGUCGAUCAGGCAGAUGGUGUUGAACCAAAUAUGUUGGUACCGAAUCAACCCAAUAGUAGAAGUCAAGAAAGGGACUAUGUUUUGAAUAUUUGUACACAUCAAUAAAAUGGUGUAAAUUUGUUUCAUAUGCAUGCAUUUUGAUGUAUGUGUACAAAUAUGUGUUUAU